Suhomyces tanzawaensis NRRL Y-17324 is the source of this 1131-nucleotide messenger RNA. It is a transcript of the gene ZRT2, whose product is annotated as low-affinity Zn(2+) transporter. Gene Ontology annotation, biological process: zinc ion import across plasma membrane. Bases 1 to 1131 code for a protein of 376 amino acids. Gene Ontology annotation, cellular component: plasma membrane. The record is from RefSeq and is a predicted model, not a curated record. The transcript has a single exon. NCBI's taxonomy places the organism in Eukaryota, Fungi, Ascomycota, Pichiomycetes, Serinales, Debaryomycetaceae. Gene Ontology annotation, molecular function: low-affinity zinc ion transmembrane transporter activity.
AUGAUUGACGCCCUCUACCACGACAUCUUUGUCAAGAGAGACACCUGCGAGGCCGACAACGAGUACAAUGGUGAGCACUGGGGUGCUCGUAUCUCCUCGGUGUUCGUGAUUUUGGUCACCUCCGGCUUUGGAACGUUCUUCCCCGUGCUUUCCUCCAGAUACUCGUUCAUCAGACUCCCACCAUGGUGUUUCUUCAUCGCCAAGUACUUCGGUUCUGGAGUCAUCAUUGCCACCGCGUUCAUCCACUUGUUGCAACCAGCAGACGAGGCAUUGUCCAGUGAGUGUUUGACUGGACCCAUCACCGAGUAUCCAUGGGCAUACGCCAUCUGUUUAAUGACGCUCUUCCUUUUGUUCUUCUGUGAAAUGUGUGCCUACCGUGUGGUGGACUCCAAGUUGGAGGCUUUGGGCCUUUCUGACGGCAAUGGCCAAGGAGGUCACUCCCACUUCGGAGACGAGUCCACCUACAUCAAGAAGAACGAGUCGGACGAAGAAGGCGAAGACGCCGAGGACGACUCCACCAAGAAGCAGAAGCAAACUGCUGUGGCCAACCCUUACCCCAGCCACUUCCUGCACGCGUUGGAGCACCAGGACCCAGAGGUCUUGGGCACCCCCGUUGCCAGACAGGACAAAGAACAGUACUUCGGUCAGUUGUUGAACAUUUUCGUCUUGGAAUUCGGCGUGAUUUUCCACUCUGUUUUCGUCGGUAUUUCGUUGGCUGUUGCUGGUGACGAGUUCGUUUCCCUUUACAUCGUGUUGGUGUUCCACCAGAUGUUCGAAGGUUUGGGUUUGGGUUCCAGAAUUGCGGUUGUUUCGUGGCCAAAGUCCAAGAGAUGGACCCCCUGGAUCCUCUGUCUUGCCUACACCUUGACCACUCCCAUCUCCAUUGCCAUUGGUUUGGGUGUCAGAGAGUCGUACCCACCAGGCUCCAGAAGAGCCCUUUUGACCAACGGUUGUUUCGAUGCCAUUUCCGCAGGUAUCUUGUUCUACACCGGUAUUGUUGAGUUGAUGGCCCACGAGUUCUUGUACUCUGGCGAGUUCAAGGGUAAGGACGGCUUUAGAAAGAUGUUAUGGGCUUAUUUCGUGAUGUGUUGGGGUGCUGGCUUAAUGGCAUUGUUAGGUAAAUGGGCUUAA